AGGACAGGAGUGCGGUUCGCAUCAUGGAGAUAUUUCUUAGAUAGACGGUUUCCGCAGCAUUCGGCGCUGGGCGCUAUUUAUUUGCCCAGGUGUCACUCUAGAAGACUGUUCACAUCCACGAGUUGCCUGACAAGAAAGCGCCGUCUUUUAUCAAGUAAUACGCACUAUGCAGAACGAACGCGGACAACUUUCCGUCGUGUGAAUCGGUGAACUCGGUGCCGUGGACGAUGGCACCGAUGAAGAGCACUUUCAGCGCAUUGUGCCUGUGCCUCGUGGUCCUGGAAGUAGCGCAGUGCUCCUUUGAAGCCAUACCGAAUUUUGUCGUCAUGGUGAUGGAUGACAUGGGCUGGGGAGACCUCGGUAUCUACGGUCAGCCCGCUAGAGAGACUCCAAACCUGGACAAGAUGGCGUCCGAGGGAAUCCUUUUCACCGACUUCUACGCAGCCAGCCCUGUCUGCUCGCCUUCCAGAGCGGCACUGCUGACUGGUCGGCUGCCUAUCCGGACCGGGUUCUACACGACCAACAACCACUCAAGGAACGCGUAUGUGUCACCGUGUGUGGCGGGCGGCAUGCCAAAAGAAGAGCUGCUCAUCCCGGAAAUCCUUGCCGAGGUCGGCUACAGAAACAUGAUCAUCGGAAAAUGGCAUCUGGGUCACGAACCGGAGUUCCUACCACUACGUCACGGAUUCCACGAGUUCUUCGGCUCGCCGUCGACGCAUCCGGGCCCGUUCGACGAUGUGACGAAGCCAAACAUCCCCGUCUUCAGGGACGACCACAUGAUUGGCAGGUAUUACGAGGACUUCGAAAUCGACGUGAAGACAGCAAUGUCCAACAUUACAGUUAUGUACACUGAGGAGGCCGUGUCGUUCAUUAAUCGGCAAGCUGCGCGGCGUCAACCCUUCUUCUUGUAUUGGGCACCGGACUCCACGCACGAGCCCGUCUACUCUUCCUCGGCGGUCAGAAGCCAAAGCGCCCGUGGAGCUUACGGCGAUGCGGUAAUUGAACUGGAUCGAGGCGUGGGCGCUAUUCUGCUUGCCUUGAAGACCACGGGCGUCGCAGAGAACACAUUCGUGUUUUUUACAUCAGACAACGGGGCAGCCACAUACGCCAAGACUAACGGUGGCAGCAACGGUCCUUUGCUGUGCGGAAAGCAAACUACCUUCGAAGGAGGCGUCCGGGAACCGGCCAUUGCCUGGUGGCCCGGAACUUUCCCUGCUGGCACGGUAAGCCGGUGGCCGGCUUCCAACAUGGACCUACUGCCCACCAUCGCCGAGCUGGCUCGCAUCACGCUACCGCCGGGCCUCGUGCUGGACGGACAGAGUCUUGUGGACAGCAUGCUCGGCCGGAACGAGACGCCGAGCGAGAGGCCGAUCUUCCACUACCGGGGCAAUGAGCUGAUGGCGAUUCGGAGCGGCAUGUACAAGGCCCAUUUUUGGUGCUGGACAGACUUUUGGGAGGAUUUUCAGCGGGGCGUUGACUUCUGCCCGGGACAGAGCGUGAAUGGCGUGACGAGCCACGAGCAGCGGAACUACACGCAGCAGCCGGUGCUCUUCCACCUAGGCUCGGACCCGGGAGAGAAGUUUCCCAUACCCGUCGAUUCGUCAGAGUACCGCGAGAAAAUAGGGCCCAUCCUGGAGAUCUAUCAGAAGCACAGGUGCAGUUUGGUGCCGGGCAAGCCGCAGCUGGACUGGUGCGACGACGCUGCCAUGCAGUGGGCUCCUCCUGGCUGCGAGAAGAUCGACCGGUGCCUGCCAGUGCCGCCGUCGAGACCGUAUCGCUGCCCGUGGCCGUACUAACUUGCAUGAAAGUCCGAAUAAAAUGAGUAGAGGCCUCUCUACCUUCACCGCUUUCUUAUUUUGAAUGCCACUGGGCAUGUCUUGAAGAUAGCGCUGAAACAGAAGCUACUAGUUCUUUUACCUGUUAAAGGGCAGUCAUUAAUUACACAAAUAAAAAAUAAU
This is a messenger RNA of Rhipicephalus sanguineus (brown dog tick), 1958 nucleotides long. RefSeq names its product N-acetylgalactosamine-6-sulfatase. Bases 228 to 1796 code for a protein of 522 amino acids. Gene Ontology annotation, molecular function: arylsulfatase activity. The transcript is spliced from 14 exons. NCBI's taxonomy places the organism in Eukaryota, Metazoa, Arthropoda, Arachnida, Ixodida, Ixodidae. The record is from RefSeq and is a predicted model, not a curated record.